Molecule: messenger RNA, 2562 nt
Organism: Cryptosporidium muris RN66
Lineage: Eukaryota; Apicomplexa; Conoidasida; Eucoccidiorida; Cryptosporidiidae
Exons: 1
Coding region: 1-2562 (853 amino acids)
Biological process (GO): ribosomal large subunit export from nucleus; mRNA export from nucleus; protein import into nucleus
Cellular component (GO): nuclear pore
Molecular function (GO): structural constituent of nuclear pore
Source: RefSeq, a predicted model, not a curated record
AUGAAUAAAAAUAUUUGUAGUAGAAUAAUUUGGCAAAAUUCAUAUGCUGAUCCUCCAAAUAUUGGGAUUAAUAUCAGAAUACAAUGUACAAAAGUUUUAGAAUUUCAUAAUAAUGCAAAUAUAGAGGUAGUAUUUGAUAUUAAUGUAAAUAGUAUAAAUUCUGCAUCUUCAGAAUUAUUUACAUAUAUUAGUGUAAGCAAUAAUGAGGAUUUUAUUUUAUUAAGAUCUUCAGUAUGUUGUAUUUUAGCUAAAAUCCCAUGGGAAAAAUCAAUUAACAAAAGGAAAACAAAGAAUAAAAUCUUAAACAAUAGAUUAAUAUCGGGAAAUACUAGAGAUAAUUUAAUAUAUAAUAAAUCAAGUCAUUCAUAUGGAUUAUUUGAGGUUGAUAAUGAUGACUUUAAUUUUUAUAGUGGAUUUUCUAGAUAUGAAGAUGAUCAAAAUAUAUUAAAUGUUGAAUAUAUAUUUGUAAUGAAUAUUGAUAAUAUUUUUCUGGAAUAUUAUAAUAAGAAUUCAAAUUUUAAAAUUGUUUCAUCUGAAUGGUAUGCAAUUGAUGAUAAUGCUAUUAUAAUACUUACUAGUGAAUCUAUAAAUAAUAUAAAUUACUCAUCUUCACAAAAUAUUGAUAAUUAUAUAGGUAGAUUACAUAUUCUUGAUAUUUCAAAUAUAGUUGAUAAUGUAUCUGAAGAGGAUAAUAAAGAUAUAAUAUCUAAGGGUAUUACUGAAACAAGAGUAAUAACAAUUCCAAAUAGUAAUAGCGAAUUUGUAGAUUUUUGUUUUGGCACUGGUCCUGAUUUAUGGAAUAUGAUAUCUAUAUUUAUUUUAUGUAGUAAUGGUACAAUCUGGUAUAUAUGUCCAGUUAUAUCCAAUAAUUUAGUAUUACCUUCAUUUACAUAUCAAACACUAUAUUCAACAUUACUAGAGCAAGAUUUUUUGGCUGAAGCACCAGAUAAUACAAAAUUAAGUAAUGGAUAUAAUUUAAAGUUACAACGUUUAAUAAAUAUUUUGACAAUGAAUUUAAGAGAUUUAACAAAUAAUGAUUUAAAUACAGAAAAUAAGAUAGAUAAUAUAAGAAUAAAAAUACCAUAUGAUCUGACAAUACCAACACCAAUACCUGUUAAACUUGGUAUUUCUUAUGGAAAUUUUGAAAAUGACUUUAAUAAUAAAUUAAUAAAUAUAAAGAAUUCAUGUAUAAAGAUAUCAUGUAUAACAAAUUUUCCAUUAUUAGUAUUAUUAAUUAUUAGUUCAAAUAAUAAUAUUGGGAUUUUUAGUGGAGGAUUUUAUUCAUUUCCAUAUUAUAAUUCUGAAGAUAAAGGAGAAAUUGUAGAUUUAGAGAAUGAAUAUUUAACAUGUAUUCAAAAAAUAAGUAUACCUUCAAAUAAUAAUAAAAUAAAUAUAAACAAUGGUAUUAAUAAUUUAUAUUGUAUAUAUAAAUAUGAAUCAAUUAUUAAGAAUAUGAAAGAUAUUAAAUAUACAAUUUGUAUAGGUGUUAAUAACUCUAUGUAUGUUAUUAAUUUAAGUUGGUUAGAAUAUUUAACAUCAUCCUGUAUAAAAAGUGGAAUACAUGAUAAAAUUGAUGAUAUUUUGAGAUUUUUAUCAGAAUAUCCAAUAUUAGAAUCAAAUUGUAUUAUAAAUGGAGAUGAUACUAAUUUAAUAUUAGAAGGAAAUAACUUUAAUACAUGUAAUAUUGUAUUUAAUUUACUAGAAAAUGAUAAAUGUAAAAUUUUUUUAUUAGCCCCAAUAUUACAGUUAAAUAAUGAAGAUAAAUCAAUCAAUAAUAAUAAUGAAAUAAUAAAUAAUAUAGAUCACUUUUAUGAUAUAAACGAAUAUAUGAUUAAAGUCAAUAAUAUUAAGAUACCUCAUAAUGAUAAUUUAAAUGAUUCUAAAUCAUUGGAUAUAAUAGAUUUUUUAAAGGUUGAUUCAGAAUAUAUGAAUAAUUUAGAUGUUAAUUUUCCAUCAGAGGGGAUUAUUAAGCAAUUUUUUAAAGAUUUUCAUAAUCAAUUACAGAAAGAAAUUCAAAUGCCAUCAUAUCAAGGCUCAUAUUAUAUUGAAGGUAUUAAACUUUUAUCAAAGUUAAAUAAGGACUUUUUAUUAAGAAUAGAUAUUUGUGAAGAACCAAUAAAUAAUAUUAUCAAGACUAUUAAACCAAGAAUUUCAUUAAUUAAUUCACUAUAUAAUAAUAUUAAAGAUACUAACACUGAAAUAUUAGAGAGAGAAAAUAAAAUUAAUAUGAAAAUUAAGGAUAUUUUAGAAAAUGGUGAUAAAUUAAGCAAAUAUAUACAAAAAAUUAAAAAUCUACUUAUUUGUGAAUUAGAUAAUGCUAGAAUCCAAUAUCAUCAAGAAAUUACUAUUCCUCAAUUACUUAUUCUUUUAUCUAAAGCCCAAUUAAAAUUAUCUAAUGCUUUAUUAUCUUCAAUAGAUGACAAUAACUAUUUAAACACUAAUAUUAUAAAUCUCUUUGAAUAUUAUUCUAAGAGAAAUGAAAAUCUAAUGAUAAAUUUUGAGGAUUUACAAAAUAAAAUUCUUCAAAUUAAUAAAUUAAUAUCAAAAGAUUAUCAAGCAUAA